AUGAAUUCUUUGGUGGACCAGGAUUUGGGUGGUUCUGCAAUUAAUGGAUCUCCCUCUAGGCUAAUUGUCAGAUUUGUUCAGCCAUUGGAAGAUCAGGUUGCAGGACAAAGGGCAGAUUCUACCAAGGGAGUUGCUGAUUUGAGCAUUUCGACAUCUUCUUCGACUUCUGCUGUGGGCUUCGCAUCAUCGGCUCCUGUUUUUGGACUUCCAGAAUUGUAUGAUCAAAGCAACAAUAAUAUACAGUUGGAGAGGUUUGUUGAUUUGGUCAGUUCACGCAUUGAGGAUACUCAGUUUUUUCAGAAUACUAUAAGGCAUCCUACUGAUUCUUUCAAGGAUGAGGAUUCUACAGAUAUCGAGAUCCUUCAGGAUUCGAUCUACGUUACUAUGCUCUCGAAGUCCUUGGCAUCAAACACCGUGGUUCCAUUCGAAUACAUCAACCAUCCUAUUGUUAAUGUAAUUGCAACUACUUCGGACGAAGAUUUGCAGAUAGUGCAAGAAAAGUAUUUCGCAUGCAAGAAAAGCAUAGCGACAUUACCUUCAUGGUUGGAUGAGCCACACACCUCGAUGACCUUAUUUCUAAUACUUGUGGACUCUGAUAAGCCUGAGGAGUUGCAGAAAGGCCUUCACAUGCAAGAGCAGUUGAAAUUGAAUCUCGGCAAGAAAGCGGUCAUAGCACCUGUCUCGUUCAAUAAGGCGAAAAAGGCCGAUCAAGCAAAGUUCACUCUAUACAGGUCGCAGCUUGGGCUUGAACAGCAGCCUGGAGAUGACUCUGUUGAAAUUCCAAAGAAGGUUUACGAUGCCUUCAACAUUCAGCUUCAAGAUAUCAUCUAUAAGAGCAUGAUUCCAUUCAUGCAAAGGGAGAUUAAACUCUGGAAUGAACACACUAAUGAUGGCGACUCGUACAGUCCUGUUAAAGGUUAUUACAGCACGGGUGCCUCUGAAGUGAUAAUAAGGCGCUUGGCCGAUUGGUAUUUUAUGUUACGUGAUUACAAGAAUUCUUACACUACAUAUGAGAUGUUGAAAAAGGAUUUUUUGAGCGAUAGAGCGUACAGCUAUCUUUCUUCACUACAAGAAUUUAUGGUUCUAUCUCUUAUGUUGGGGGCCAGCAGUAAAGUAAAUCCUUUAGAAAACUCUGCCAGUCAGCGAGGUAAAGGUAUCACCAAGAAGAUUGUUACCGAUCUAGCUCUAGCUCUGGUUCCUUCCUUCCCCCCUGAAGCUUACUACGCCGAAUCGCAGAAGUUGUUCAAGAAAUUGAUAGACUCCAAGCUUGUGGAUGAUCUCUGUUCUGGAAUUUUAAUGGAAAGACUCGCCUAUAUCUAUUACUGUUACGACAAACCAGUGUUUGAGAAUUCGGAUCCUCCUAAACGCCAAUCUUACUAUGAGGAAAGCAAUCCAUUCAAGCUUCACAGGUACAAAAUGGCUGAAUUUGGUCUUUCCAAAAGUCGCAAGUCGAUUUUAUGGAUGCUUCUAGCCUGUAGAAAGCUUGAUCCUACUGUCAAGCCUACGCAAGUUGCUUUAAUGGUAUGGCGCAUUGAGAAAGAUCUCGAAAAUUUCGGUUUCAGUUCUGAUCGAAAAGAUCAUUACGAACUUGUAUGGCCAUAUAGAGAAGACAGUCUUUUACAUGAGUUAAAGCAGGCUUUAGAAGCUGUAGCAUAG
Brettanomyces nanus is the source of this 1656-nucleotide messenger RNA. RefSeq lists its product as uncharacterized. The record is from RefSeq and is a predicted model, not a curated record. The coding region runs from base 1 to 1656 and encodes 551 amino acids. Gene Ontology annotation, cellular component: phagophore assembly site; cytoplasmic vesicle; TRAPPIII protein complex. NCBI's taxonomy places the organism in Eukaryota, Fungi, Ascomycota, Pichiomycetes, Pichiales, Pichiaceae. The transcript is spliced from 4 exons. Gene Ontology annotation, biological process: endoplasmic reticulum to Golgi vesicle-mediated transport; protein localization to phagophore assembly site.